Messenger RNA from Harmonia axyridis, 1028 nucleotides. RefSeq names its product zinc finger CCHC-type and RNA-binding motif-containing protein 1-like. Gene Ontology annotation, molecular function: RNA binding; zinc ion binding. Lineage: Eukaryota; Metazoa; Arthropoda; Insecta; Coleoptera; Coccinellidae. The transcript is spliced from 5 exons. The record is from RefSeq and is a predicted model, not a curated record. Bases 183 to 839 code for a protein of 218 amino acids. Gene Ontology annotation, biological process: mRNA splicing, via spliceosome. Gene Ontology annotation, cellular component: U12-type spliceosomal complex.
GCAUAACAUCCCAACCUGGUGAACGCCGAACGGAAAGACUCCGGAUAGCAGUGGCGUAGUGCGAUAAAAAUUUCAUUCCUUCGAAAAGAAUACUACAGCUGUGGAAUCACUGUCACAACAUAACCUCAAAUUGAACUAGAAAUUUAUUUAAGCAUUGACAGUGGUUUAUUUAAUAUUCCAAAAUGAGCAACAGUUUGUGCCCUAGUCGGAGUACUGUUUAUAUAUCUAAUUUACCUUACUCUUUGAAGAACAAUGAUCUUCACCAGCUGUUUGAGAAGUAUGGAAAAAUUGUGCGAGUAACUGUAAUGAAGGACAAAACACAUAGAGGAAGCAAAGGAGUAGCAUUCAUAUUAUUCUUGAAACAAGAGGAUGCAAUUCAAUGUGUAAAGGGAGUUAAUGGAAGUGAGAUGUCUGGAAGAACGCUCAAAGCUAGUAUAGCAAGAGAUAAUAAUAGAACAACUGAAUUUAUAAGAAGAAGGGAAUAUCCAGAUAAAACCAGAUGCUUUGAGUGUGGAGAAUUUGGUCAUUUAAGCUACAGCUGCAGCAAAAAUUUACUUGGAGAAAGGCAACCUCCUCCAAAAAAAGUGAGAAAAAGGAAAAAGAAAAGUAUUGAAGAAAAGGAAAAGGAAUGUUUAAAUUUGAGUAAUGAUGAAGAUGGAUUAGAAGAUGAUAGUGAGACUUUGAGUGCAGCAAUAGCGCUAGAGCAAGAAAAAAUUGAGCUGGAGGAAUAUAGGAUGAAGGUGGCAUCUGGGAAUUAUCAAGAAGAAAACAGAAUCGACAUACCAAGAAAAAGGAUAAAGAAGAGUGCAUACUUCAGUGAUGAGGAAGAAAGUAAUUGAAACUUGUCUGAAUAUUUAAUGAGUAUCAUUCUAAAGUCAUCAAACAAUUUUCUCAAUAAAAUCACUAAAAUCUAUAAAUAUCUUCGGUGUCUGAACAGUGAUAAUGACUUUGCUUACAUAAAGUUGUAAAUUGAGCAGAACAUUUUUUGAGUUCAUUGGGAGUAAAGUGAAAAAUAAAUUAUUUCUAGA